AUGGAAGAGGCACUUCACUGGUCCGAUUACUUCGUAUUUGCGCUCUUUCUGUUCGUUUACACCCUGGUUGGUCUUUACUUCCGAUGGUCAACGCAGAUCAAUAACCUCUUUAAUCGAUGCCUGGGACGACCAAUCAAAGAGGUGAAGCCGCAGACCGCAGAUGAGAUUUUUCUGGCCAAUCGCAAGCUGGGCGUGCUGCCAAUUAUGGCCAGUACAGUGGCCAGUUUUCUCUCAGCAGCAAGCAUGUUGGGAAACCAUUUGGAAGUCUAUCUCUACGGACUCUCAUUGUCGUGUAACUUGCUUGCCCAAUGUGCUCUUCAUCCCUUGGUUUCCGAACUCUACAUGCCUGUUCUUUACAAUCUGAAAUUAUACAGCAUUAACCAGUACUUUGAGUUGCGGUUCGGUGUGGUUGCCAAGAUUAUGGCCACCAUUACAUUUAUUGUACAGAUGGUGAGUUGA
Molecule: messenger RNA, 459 nt
Organism: Dibothriocephalus latus
Lineage: Eukaryota; Metazoa; Platyhelminthes; Cestoda; Diphyllobothriidea; Diphyllobothriidae
Source: the annotation of a GenBank genome assembly